AAAGAGGAGUGGAAACCCCCAAGCUUUGCGCUCCCAACAAUAUCACCACAUUUUCGCCUUUCGCGUUGCUCCAUUUCCACUGCAAGAGCUCGUAUAUUCAACAAACCGCUUUCUCUCUACUUUCAACCAAACCGGGAAGUGUAGCUUCUAUUUUCUUUUUGAACCGCCCGGUUCGUCGUGAACCGAAUACCAUGGCGUCUCUGCUACCUUGCGCGCCGAAUAUAGUCUCUGCUCCGUUCGCGAACCGGAGCGGCUUGAGCCGCUUCCCGCGCCGACCUCACUCCCACUCUUUCUCCGGUUCGACCAGACACUUUCUCCGCGGGUCGCUUUCCGUCGUCCGGUUCGGCUUCAAACCCGGGUUUUUGCCUGAACCGGAUGACGCCGAAGGCCUCCUCAGGGAACUGUUUGGCCGAGCGGAGGGACUUCUCUACACGAUUGCCGAUGCCGCUGUUUCUUCCUCCGACGCGGUUGCACCAACCGCCGCCGCCGCCAAACAGAGCAACGAUUGGCUUUCCGGAAUUACGAAUUACAUGGAGACGGUUCUCAAGGUACUCAAGGAUGGGCUUUCAACUUUGCAUGUCCCAUAUGCCUAUGGUUUUGCAAUUAUACUGCUCACAGUUCUCGUAAAAGCUGCUACUUUUCCAUUAACCAAAAAACAGGUAGAAUCUGCCUUGGCUAUGCGAACUUUGCAACCUCAAGUAAAGGCUAUCCAGCAGCGAUAUGCUGGAGAUCAGGAAAGGAUACAACUUGAAACUGCUCGGUUGUAUAAACUAGCCAACAUUAAUCCUCUGGCAGGAUGCCUACCUACACUCGCAACAAUUCCAGUGUGGAUUGGCUUAUAUCGAGCCCUUUCAAAUGUGGCAGAUGAGGGACUCCUUACAGAAGGCUUCUUCUGGAUACCUUCUCUUGCUGGUCCAACUACAAUUGCAUCUCGUCAAAAUGGCAGUGGUAUCUCUUGGCUUUUCCCUUUUGUGGAUGGUCACCCUCCCCUUGGAUGGUCAGAUACAUUGGCUUACCUUGUCUUGCCUGUGUUGCUGGUCGUCUCUCAGUACAUCUCUGUCCAAAUAAUGCAGUCAUCACAGGCUAAUGAUCCGAACAUGAAAAGUUCUCAAGCCUUGACCAAGUUUCUUCCAUUAAUGAUUGGUUACUUUGCUCUCUCAGUUCCUUCUGGUCUUAGCCUUUACUGGUUAACAAAUAAUAUAUUGAGCACCGGACAACAAGUAUGGCUUCAAAAGUUAGGAGGUGCUAAAAAUCCUGUGAGGCAAGUCCCAGAUGAUAUCAUAAAGGAUGAACUAACACAGGCUCAGAAGUCAAUAUUCCCAGAUGAUAUCAUGAAGGAUGAACUAACACAGGUUCAGAAGUCAAUAUCUAAACUAAAUUCCACACAAGUGGAAGAAGCCAAACAAAGUGAGAAAAAGUCAGAGGGACCACAACCUGGUGAACGAUUUAGGCAAAUAAAGGAGCAAGAGGCAAGGAGAAAACAACAAAGAGAAGAAGAGAAAAGGAAAGCAGCAGAAGCAGCGGCUAGAGAAACUAAAGUACAUGAGACACUUGAGAAAACAGUUGAAGAGGGAAAUCAAAACGAAGGUGAUUUGGAUGAAAAACCUCUGUCUGUGAAUUUAGAUAAUGAUCCCUCCAUAUCUGGAGUAGUAAAUGGGAAUCCGUUGAGGAACGACUUGGAGGGAAAUCAGAAUUCUACAUCUACAUCUGAAACAGAAAAUAAUGAAGGUUCUGCUCAAGUCAACAGUGUUGAGAUAAACGAGAAAAGUUUAGACAAGGAACCUAGAGAAGUUCUAACAACUGCAGCCACCACAAACAAACAACCUACUGCAGAAGAUGCAGAUCACAUGGCACAGGAUUAAUCAACUAAAAGAGGUUCAUCUGCUUGGAGAAUAGAGAUCGACUGGCCCAGUUGCCAUCUAAAUAGUGUACGUUGCCAUAUUGGAAACGCAACCUCCCUUACCAUUUGGAGUCUUCCUGGUUAAUACUGUAUAUUGCCACAGAAAUGGUGGAACGAAUGAGAUUCAAGGUUUCUAUAUCGGUUGUGAGGGAAUGGUUGGAUUUGAUAGCUGAUUUUACAGCUUAAUAGUUUUAGUUUGUACUAUACUCUUUUCAUCAACUUUCAUUGACAAGGAUGGGUGAAUCCCCAUUAGAACAGAUGUUUCACAACACCCUUUAUAGUCAGCAUAUCACGUUGAUACUAUUUUUGUUUGUCGCUGUAAUUGUUUGUUCAAUAAAUGCUGGUCUGGGUCUGUAUACUGUCAUUUCUGUGGAGAUACUGCGAUAGGAGAAUAUCCAUAAUGCGUAUUUUCUCCUCAACAUUAUCGGCAUGUAACAGGUACUAAAUAGUGGACUUUAUAUUUGUCCCGAUAUUUUUAGCUAUUGACUUGUACUAAUUUUGACGGUUUAAAAUUAUCACGUUUAAUGCUUGUUUAUCCAAGA
This is a messenger RNA of Cajanus cajan (pigeon pea), 2442 nucleotides long. It is a transcript of the gene ALB4, whose product is annotated as OxaA/YidC-like membrane insertion protein. Gene Ontology annotation, molecular function: membrane insertase activity. Lineage: Eukaryota; Viridiplantae; Streptophyta; Magnoliopsida; Fabales; Fabaceae. Gene Ontology annotation, biological process: thylakoid membrane organization; protein insertion into membrane; protein localization to chloroplast. Gene Ontology annotation, cellular component: chloroplast thylakoid membrane. The record is from RefSeq and is a predicted model, not a curated record.